AUGGAGGCACCAAGACACCUGGUCACAGUCAAGCUGCCGGUGUCUGUUCGAAACGAACAACUCCAGAAAGCCAACGUCGAACUCGCAAAGCUCUACAGACAAGAAGCCGACCACGCUGCGACUCUGGCUGAAGAAAUCAAGGCCCUGAAGCUAUCAAAGGCCGAAAUGGACAAAGCAAACGACUCCAAGGCCGACCAGUUCCAGACAAUGAAGAACGACCUCCAAGCUCUCGAGGCCGAAAACGAAAUCCAGAAGAAGGAGAUCGAGCAGCAGAAGAAGGAGAUUCGCAGCCAUCGACAAUACAAGGUGAAUAAGUCGGUCGCCAACCGAAGAAAGCGAGCCACGAAGCUCCUUCCUUGCGUGCAGGACAUCAUGGAGUACCUCCAGGCUGAGGCGGAGGAAACCGAGGACUAG
Messenger RNA from Anthostomella pinea, 414 nucleotides. Lineage: Eukaryota; Fungi; Ascomycota; Sordariomycetes; Xylariales; Xylariaceae. The record is from the annotation of a GenBank genome assembly.